AUGGUGUACAACUCGUUGACCGAGGCUCCUCACAACCUCAAGGAGGGCAUUGACUGGCUGAUGGCCCUGAAGGGAACUGAUGCUGAAAAGAAUUUGGCGGCUUUAGGUGACGCGCUCCACAAAUUUCUCGUAGACAAACCUGUUGGCAAGAUGGAAGUGCCAGCUCUCGAAGAUAUUAAGAAGUCUACUAAGGAAUUCAUGGGACAAAAGGUCAACGGCUAUCCUUUCGCUAAAAAGCUGCUGGGGAGAUUCAGCAAGCCUAUGGAUAAGUCCAUUCGCUCCAACUUCUUUGGCACUGCCGACGAAAGCGAUUAUAAGAAUGUAGUCAAGACCCGGGGCGUCAAACCUGAAGAUAUCACAAAGAGCGUAAGCGAAGUUGUUCAUGGGUGUGAGAAGUUCCUGAAUGGUAUAAAACCCGCUAAACAGUACAAUUCCGCUUACAGUUCAGAAGCGACGUGGGAGGCAUCAUGCGCGAAAGAUCCGGAAGCUUGCGCAGUGGUGUUUGUGGGAAUUGCGCCUAUGUUGUACACGGGCCUACGUUCUUUGCGGUUUGCAAGCCAUGCAGCGUGCUUUAAUUGGGUACCAUUUUCGAAGAAGACUAAUUUGGGAAGUGUAUUGGAAGCCUUGGGUUACAAAGAGGCGGAACGCCGCGCUAACAUGAGUGGUUCAUAUGUCUUCAAGGCACUGGAAAAUGUGAAAUUCCAAAUGUUGGUCACCCUCUACGACCUCGCUGGAUUCUGGGCUUUCUAUUGA
Molecule: messenger RNA, 753 nt
Organism: Babesia ovata
Lineage: Eukaryota; Apicomplexa; Aconoidasida; Piroplasmida; Babesiidae
Exons: 1
Coding region: 1-753 (250 amino acids)
Source: RefSeq, a predicted model, not a curated record